UGACCGUUUUAACUGCUCUGGGUCAGUUCAGCUCUGGAGCUCCGUGUUAGAAACGGGGUGACGGAACCGGGAAGGUCCGAGUAGAGACAUAGUCCCCACUUCACAGAGGCGGGUCUGAGGCUCGGCGACGCCGCCCGUGAGCCCCGCGCCAGGCCCGCGAGAGGGGCCGCCGUGCCCUGGUCCCACUUCUCCCGCGGCUCCCGGCGCCGCUCCGCCCACAGAGUCCGAUAGCGGCGGCGGCGUCGCUGAGGCACCAGCCUCAGGUAAACGGUCGUCCUUCAGGCCCUCACCCCACCAGGCACUAAAGCCCCGAAUGCGGGGCACCUGCUCACGUGCCCGCAGCCCAGGCCGCGGUGUCCAGGACGGUGAGGCGGUCGUGGGGUGGGGCUCUGUUUCCGACAGUGUAAUGGCGCGUGGGAGAGGGUGACAGGCGGAGGGACCCGCAGGUGCAAAGGCUUGGAGGUCGGAUUGAGCCGGGAGGAUUCGGGAAACCUGGGGUCCAUCUGAUGUCUGCAGGACACAAAGAAGGUGAAGCGGAGUCAUACCUGGACUGUCAGGCUGAGGGUUGUAUCUUUAUUGUGAGGACCUAAGAAGGCAUGGAGAAUUUUGAACAAAAGGGGAACAGGAUUUACAUUAGCGUUUUAAAUGUUUCCCAAGGCCCUUCAAAGGAAAAACAGAUUUGAGGGGAGUGGUGAGGACAUUGAGGCACCAGGAGGUUGAAUCUUUGUUCAAGGCCAUGCUGCUGGUAAAGGGUGAUACAGAGCACCGAGGAACAGGGGUCAGACGACCAACCUGAAGUCGUCUGGCUCCAAGGCCAGGCAAAGAAGGAUACAGGGUGGCAUGAGCCUCAACGUUUCUAACCCACAGUUACAUUCUUCUAAGGCCUGUCUCUUCCCACAGAGUCCGAAGGCUGCAGAAGUACCUAUGGAAACAAAACAGAUACAAGCAGUAAGUCCAAUACAUUCUCAGCAAUAGACUUUCUUCUGGACCUUCCUAUGAAGCCAGAGCCACAUGCACCAUCCUGAUCCUGUGUUUUAUUCACUGCUGUGAGAACUACAUUGCCCAGAGGACCCUGAGCCAGCAAAUUCACGUCAGCGUGGAGCCAAUGAAGGUCCAGGACAGGGGCAUUUCCAUGCGUGCCAUUGUGUCAGGGCGGGACUUCCGGCAUUCUCCUAGUGGCAGUCUGUUUCCUACUCAGAGGUUCCAGAGCUCUGGGUCUGGUCUGAGGUGACCAAACUAAAGAGGAGACACGACCAAGAGGAAUUGUUGUCCUUACUGCACAGCGUCGGAUCUGAAGCAUUGGGUUGCUCCACCCACAGACUCCGAUGGCGGCGGCGGUGCUGAGGGACCCACCUCAGGGUAGUGUGACCUUUGAAGACGUGGUUGUGUACUUCUCCUGGGAGGAGUGGGGGCUCCUUGAUGAGGCUCAGAGAUGCCUGUACCACGAUGUCAUGCUGGAGAACUUUGCACUUGUGACCUCACUGGGUUGUUGGUAUGGAAUGGAGGAUGAGGAGGCAUUUUCUGUGCAGAGUGUUUCUGUAGAACAAAUGUCACUGCGCAAGACUCCAACUCCAGAUCCAUCCACUCAGAAGACUCACCCCUGUGAGAAGUGUGUUAUGGCCGGGAGAGACAUUUUGUAUCUGCCUGAGUACCAAGGAUUGCCUCCUGGGCAGAAAUCAUACACCUGUGAGGCAUGUGGAAAACAAUUUUGGUUCAGUCCAAACCAUCACCAGCACCAGAAGCACAAUGAUGAGAAGCCAUUCAAAAGGGACAUAGAUAGGGCCUCAUUUGUGACGACCUACAGGUUCCAUGUUUCAGGGAAGCCCUUCACCUGCGAGGAAGUCGGGAAGGAUUUCCUGGCUAUGUUGAAUCUUCUCCAGCAUCAGGCCACUCUCAAAGGGGCAAAGCCACACAGCAGCUCCAGGUGUGUGGAGUCCUUUCAUAGCGGAAAAAGUCAUUACAAGUACAGUGAGUAUGAGAAAUUGUUCAGCUAUGAAUACACACUUUUUCAGGAUGAGCAACUUCACACUAGAGAAAGUUACUAUGACUGUGAGAAACCCUUUAACCAAAGCUCCAUCCUUAUUAAUUGCCAGAGACCUGACACAGGAGCAAGGUCUUAUGAGUGCAGUGAAUGUGGGAAAUCCUUUAGCCAAAGCUACAGACUCAUUCAACACCACAGAAGUCACACUGCAGCAAGGCCGUAUAAGUGCAAUGAAUGUGGGAAAGCCUUCAGCUACAAAUUAAGACUUGUGCAGCACCUACAAAUUCACACUAAAGUGAGACCUUAUGAGUGUGGCGAAUGUGGGAAGUCCUUUAGCUACAGCUCCACUCUCAUUAAACAUCAGAGAGUUCACACUGGAGCAAGGCCUUAUAAGUGUGGUGAGUGUGGGAAUUCCUUUAGCCAAAGCUCCAACCUCAUUCAGCACCAGAAGAUUCACAGUGGAGCGAGGCCUUAUAAAUGUAGUGAAUGUGGAAAAUCCUUCAGCUACAAAUGCAAACUUGUGCAGCAUCUGCGAAUUCACACUGGAGAAAGGCCUUAUGAGUGUGGGGAAUGUGGGAAAUCCUUUAGCCACAGCUCCACUCUUAAUCAACACCAGAGAAUUCACACUGGAGCCAGACCAUAUAAGUGUGACGAGUGUGAGAAAUCCUUUAGCCAAAAGUCCAACCUCAUUCAGCAUCGGAGAGUACACACAGGAGAAAAGCCUUAUGAGUGUGGGGAAUGUGGGAAGUCCUUUAGUCAAAGCUCCCACAUCAUUCAACACAGAAAACUUCACACCAGAUAACCUCAUGAAUGCAGUGACUGGGAAAAAACCAGUUACAGCCAAUGGUCUGUAAUUCAACAGAAGUUCACAGCCUGGAUAAAUUUUAUUUGUGCAGCAAAGUUGGGAAAACCUUCAUCUAAAGGUCUUUGAGACCUACAGGGAACAUGGGUUUUCAGUGUACUAGAACUAGAGUGUCUUUGUGAGGGAGCCAUCUGCUUGACGUUGAACCUCAUACAGCUGAGCAUCCAGAGUGGGAAGGUUCCCCAUGAGUUCUAGGUUUGUGGAAAGCUUUUAGGAUCCUCUUUGCAUAUUCUACUGCUGGCUCCAUUGUCUGAAUUAUGUCCCUUCCAGUUUCUGUGGCAGAAGCCUCACCUCUACCACUUAGUAGUUUCCAGGUUCCAAUAGUGUGUAUGUCCCUUGCAGUGAUCAGGGAAGGCAGAUGUCUCUGUCCCAUUCUCUACAGAACAGUAGGAGGAGUAAUUUUCAAGGGAGGAAGCACCUCUAGUGCCUCUGUGAGAAGUAUAAAUCAGUUCCCUUUUCCCAGGGAUAUCACAUAAUGCUGAGCACUACUGUGGGGAAGCUGUUCCCCAGGUACUGCAAAGGAAUCAUGUGCCUUCAUGUCUAGAGUUGGGUUUUCUGGUGUUGGUUGUAAGACAGGGGUGAGGCUGGAACCUAAAUUCACACACACUGGAUGUGAUUCAUACGCACUGGAGGAGGCUGUGGCAGUGAGAAAGGUGUGCCUCUUCUAAGGUGCCUCCACAAAUGUUGUGACUGUGGCUACAUUGUGUUGGAUGAGGUGUACAUGCCAUAGCUGUGUUCUUCCUGUAGCUGCAGUCAUUGUCAGAGCAAAUAAAGCUGUGUAUAUUCGUGUAGCCUCAGGGCUGUUCACUCGAAGGAUACUGCUGCAUAGAGAAGAAAAUGAGAAUAGACAGAAGGGAGAUCCUGGAGCCCAGAGAUUUAGUUUUUGUGACCUAGCAGCUGUUCCUGCCAACUCAAAUGAUCUUUAUGAAUACUUUUUCCCCUCUUGGAGGGCUGCCCUUCCCAAGCUUUCUAAACCUUUGGUUAUGAAAAAAAUGGGGGGGGGAUUAGAUUUCUAUUUAAACAAAUUCUUACAAAGGUUUAUUGACAUAUAAUUUAAAUUGUACAGUGUGGUUAGUUUUGACAUAGUGUAAAAACCAUUAAAAAUAAUCCUGAUGGUUAUCAUAUCUGUAAUUCAUAGUUACUUCCCUUUUAUUUUUGGCCACACCACACAGCUUGGGGGAUCAAGCCUGGGUCGUGGCAGUAAAAGCCCAGAAUCCUAACCUGUAGGGUACCAGAGAAUAUACCCUUUUAAAAUCUCUUUCUGCCCUCACAACUACUGAUUUACUCUUUCACAGUAAAUUAUUUGUUUCAGAGAAUUUUAUGUUGUUUACUUUUUAAAAAUUGUGUUUUCCCUCCAUGCUGCAUAAUUAUUUUCUGAUUCAUAAAUGUUUGCUUAUGUAAAUACUUCAUUCUUUUUAUAGCUGAGUACUAUAUCCUGUCUAGAUGUACCACAAUUUGUUUACCCACUUUUCUGUUAAUGGCCAUUUGGCUUGUUUCCAAUUUUCGGCUGUUACAAAUAAAGCCUUAUGUACAUACACAAUGGAAAGGAACAGGCGAUGAAGCCUCCUU
Balaenoptera ricei (Rice's whale) is the source of this 4412-nucleotide messenger RNA. Its product is annotated as zinc finger protein interacting with ribonucleoprotein K-like. The record is from RefSeq and is a predicted model, not a curated record. Gene Ontology annotation, molecular function: DNA-binding transcription repressor activity, RNA polymerase II-specific. Lineage: Eukaryota; Metazoa; Chordata; Mammalia; Artiodactyla; Balaenopteridae. The transcript has 5 exons. Gene Ontology annotation, biological process: negative regulation of transcription by RNA polymerase II.